AUGAAUUCUAACAAAACCUCUUAUUCUGAAGAUAACGAUCUGCCAAAUAUUUGUAUGGUGUCUGAUUUCUUUUAUCCCGGUCUUGGUGGGGUUGAAAUGCAUAUUUAUGAAUUAUCUCAAUGUUUGAUGAUGCGUGGAUAUAAAGUUAUAGUUGUUACUCACAGUAGGAACGAUCGUUAUGGCGUUAGAUAUAUGGGUAUUGGUCUAAAAGUUUAUUAUUUACCUCACAAGAGUAUCUACGACAAUGUUGUUUAUCCAUCUUUAUUUACUCUAUUCCCAUUAUUCAGGCAGAUUCUUAUCAGAGAAAAAAUAGAUAUUGUUCAUGGACAUCAGUCUGUUUCAAUGUUAGCACUGGAAUGUCUAUUUCAUGCAACUACAAUGGGCUACAGGGUGGUAUUUACCGAUCAUUCGUUAUUUGGUCUUUCAAAUUAUGAUUCGAUUCAUGUAAAUAAUUUUUUCAGAGUAAAUUUGUCAUGUAUUGACAAUGUGAUUUGCGUUUCUCAUACGAAUAAGAAAAACUUGAUAUAUAGAUCAUUAAUUUCUCCAAAAAAUGUUACCGUAAUACCAAAUGCAAUAGAUAGCAAUGAUUUUUUGCCUAGUCCAAAUUAUAAAUCACCAAUUAAUAAUGAAGUUAUUGUUAUUUCAAUUUGUAGAAUGACUUAUAGAAAGGGUGUUGAUUUACUUGUUGAAAUAAUUCCGAGAAUAUGCAACAACGAUCCGAAUGUAAAGUUUAUUGUGGGAGGAGAUGGCCCAAAAAAGCAUUUACUACAUGAAAUGUGUAUAAAGUACAAUCUUUCAAAUAGAGUUGAACUUCUUGGCUCUGUUCCUUAUACCCAAGUUUGCCGAGUUUUACAAAGAGGGCAUAUUUUUUUGAAUACUUCUCUAACGGAAGCUUUUGGAAUAAGUAUUAUUGAAGCAGCGUCGUGUGGACUAUUAGUUGUUUCCUCAAAUGUAGGAGGUAUUCCUGAGAUUCUUCCACAAGAAUUCCUCAGGUUGUCAAACCCUUCCAUUUCAAAUAUGGUAAACGAACUUAAGAUUGCAGUAAAUAUUAUUAGAGAAGGAAAGUUUGAUCCUUAUUCCUCACACAAGAAAAUCUCAGCAAUGUAUUCUUGGCACGACAUUGCAAAAAGAACAGUUUCUGUUUAUCAAAAUUCUAACCGAGUCGAUAUUAUUGGAAUAAAAGAAAGAAUAUUACGUAUAUAUAAUACAGGAAAUAUAAUAGGAAAGGUAUUUGCUCUAGUCGCAGCAUUCGACUAUUUUAUUUGGUUCUUUCUAGAAUUUUUUUACCCAAAGGAAUCAAUUGAACAUUGUAUUGAUUUUCCUGGAAUUUCUUAA
This is a messenger RNA of Cryptosporidium ubiquitum, 1335 nucleotides long. Its product is annotated as N-acetylglucosaminyl-phosphatidylinositol biosynthetic protein. The coding region runs from base 1 to 1335 and encodes 444 amino acids. The record is from RefSeq and is a predicted model, not a curated record. The transcript has a single exon. Gene Ontology annotation, biological process: GPI anchor biosynthetic process. Gene Ontology annotation, cellular component: glycosylphosphatidylinositol-N-acetylglucosaminyltransferase (GPI-GnT) complex. Gene Ontology annotation, molecular function: phosphatidylinositol N-acetylglucosaminyltransferase activity. Lineage: Eukaryota; Apicomplexa; Conoidasida; Eucoccidiorida; Cryptosporidiidae.